AUGAGGCGGUCGGUUCUUGUCAUGCUCCACUGCAUCGUGGCAAUCGCUGCCGUCAACAAUUUUCAAAACCCUGUGGUUUUCGCUAAUGAGGAGAACAAUGUUGAAUCCAUCAUCGAAACCACAGAGUACGGCAGCGAUGAUAUGCAGCCCAAAAUCCAUAUCGAAACUACUGAGGAAGGCACAUCAGAUGCCACCGCCGACAGCGAGGUAGUUAUUACCGAACCUGAGGACACAGUCAGUUUAUCCGACGAAGAAAUGUCGAGCGCCGCCAAAUACGGGGAAAGCCACACGUACCAGGCCGAUUUCGCCAGAGUUAUGGAUAUCAUCGUAAACUCACUUUACUCUAAGAAGGAAGUGUUCCUUAGGGAGCUCAUCUCAAACUCUGCUGAUGCUCUAGAAAAAUACAAAAUUCUAGAACUCCGAGAAAACCGCGGCGAUUCAGGCGAUGAAUUGGCAAUAAGAAUAAGAACGUCGGCUUCCAAGAGAACUCUCACCAUUCUCGACACUGGUGUCGGUAUGACGAAGCACGAACUGAUUAACAAUCUCGGAACCAUUGCCAAGUCUGGUACGGCCAACUUUGUGGAUGCGAUAUCGAAGGGUGAAAAUGAUGCGAACCUCAUUGGACAAUUCGGUGUGGGUUUCUACUCUGUCUUCCUUGUUGCGGACAGCGUUGUCGUACAGACGAAGCAUUGGAACGACAAACAGUACGUCUGGAAAUCAUCAGCUGACACAAAGUACGAGCUCUACGAAGAUCCAAAGGGCAAUACGCUUGGUGAGCACGGUACGCAAAUCACACUGUUCCUCAAAGAGGAUGCCACGGAGUAUCUUGAAGCUGCAAAGAUCGAAGAAUUAGUAAAGAAACACAGCCAGUUUGUUAGGUUCCCCAUCUACGUCCUUACCGUGGACAAGGAUUCGAAAGAAGCCGUGUGGAAACAUGUCAACGAUGUAAAACCAAUAUGGGCAAGGGAAAAAUCCGAGAUCACCGAUGAAGAGUACACGGCAUUUUACCAGGCUAUCAGCGGCUCGCGUUCAAAGCCUCUCGCUCACAUACACUUUGUCGCUGAAGGUGACGUGGAAUUCAGGUCACUUCUAUUCAUUCCCGAACGCCCUAAGAGCUCCUACUUCGACACCGAUGACGUGGGACACCAAGUUAAGAUUUACGCGAGGAGGGUGCUCGUCUCCGACGGACUCCCUGAUUUCCUUCCCAGGUAUCUUUACUCGAUUUGCGGUGUCGUUGACAGUGACAACUUCCCUCUUAAUGUGUCUCGCGAACACCUGCAACACAGCAAGAUGAUUAAAAUCAUCGGCAAGAAGAUUGUCAGAUCAGUGCUAUCCACCUUACAAAAUCUCAUGAAAGAAAGCAUUGACAGCAAGAAGAAGUUGCAGGAAGAGAUUGACGCAGAAACGGAUGAGGAAAAGAAAGCGGAACUAACGAAAAAGCUGACAACAAAAACGACGUUUGAUAAAUUCUACCAAAACUUCCGAGGGUCGCUCAAGGUCGCGUGCUACGAUGAUGCCUCAAACAGAAAGAAGAUUGCGAAAUUGCUCAUGUACCAGACUUCCAAGCACAAGACGAACGAAAUCACGCUCGAUCAAUACGUAGAAGAAAUGCCCGAGACGCAGAAGGCCAUUUACUACGCCAGCGGCGAUUCGUACAAUGCCAUAUACAACAGCCCCCAUCUACAAGGAUUCCAUAAGCGUGGCAUUGAUGUCAUAUAUCUCACCGACACUAUGGAUGAGUCAUGCAUUAACCAGCUGUACGAGUAUGAGGGCAAAUCAUUCAAGUCCGUGCAAAAAGGCGACGUCGACUUUGAACGCACCCCGGAAGAGGUAGAAAAGGAUGAGCUAACUUUGAAGAAGUACGCCCCGUUAAUUAAGGUGCUAAAGGAGAAUAUAAGUGAAAUCUACGAAGUGCAACUCUCACACAGACUGACUGAUGAUCCAUGCAUUGUGGUUGUCACUGAGUGGGGAAUGUCGCCAAACAUGGAGAAAAUCGUCAAAUCUUAUGUCGUAAACAAGAAGGAUGGCGAUGUCGACCCGUUCGGAUCGGGCAUGCGUUCUCGCAUUUUGGAGAUCAAUGGAGACCACCCGAUCAUGAUAGAACUGCUUAAGAGAUGUAAGAACGAUACCGUCGACUCCAGCGUGAUCGAUUCCAUGAAGCUGCUCUACAACGCGGCGAAGCUGGCCGGUGGAUUCGCGAUCGAGAAUCCCUCCACGUUGACGCACACAGCGUACACUUACCUGUCGGGGCAACUCAACGUCGAUACCUCCGCGACCAUUGAUGAUAUUCCGUACACCCCUGAGGCCGAGGACGAGACCACCGAAAUACCCGAAGACAUGGACCUAGAAGAAAUCGAUCUCGAUGAGGAGGGUAAACCCGUCAACGAUGAACUUUGA
Molecule: messenger RNA, 2397 nt
Organism: Babesia ovata
Lineage: Eukaryota; Apicomplexa; Aconoidasida; Piroplasmida; Babesiidae
Product: heat shock 90
Exons: 1
Coding region: 1-2397 (798 amino acids)
Biological process (GO): protein folding; protein stabilization; cellular response to heat
Cellular component (GO): perinuclear region of cytoplasm; cytosol; plasma membrane
Molecular function (GO): ATP binding; ATP hydrolysis activity; ATP-dependent protein folding chaperone
Source: RefSeq, a predicted model, not a curated record